AUUUCUUUGAAAUUGCUUUGUCGCAUGUAAAAUACUUUUCACACGUUCCUUUUCAUCUUGGCGACCUUCAUCUACAAAAUUCAAUGGCUACACCUCAGUUAAUAGACACUCAGCCUGCACACUCACCACGCCAGCUCCAACAGCGAGAUCCCGAGCAUUCAGCACAGCAGCCUGGUCAAUCCAUACAAUCUGUUUUCCCUUCUGACUUUGUCUUUCAGCUGAUUCUGGAGCAGUUUUGGGGCGAUGGCGUGUCCAAACGCGAGAUCCGCUCAGUCUACACAACCGCCGCCGAUGCUAAUGCAGCAUGCUGUGACUACCUCCUCCGGACAUGGCCUCGCGAUCAGUUCACACUCUAUGAAAUCGGGGCCUCACCUCAACGAUCCGAACUUAGUAAAGUCUCCGCUCUGAUCAACGGCGAUCGAUUCCAUGUUUGGGUCGAGCGACAUCCUUGGAAAGGCACUCUUGACUUUUCUUCAAAGGCGAUUGCAAAAAGAGCAGGCAAGGGACCAAAUGCUUAUAUCCUUCAGCGGACAAUUAAAGAUGCCUCUGGUGGUAAGCGACGGUCGACCACUCGAGGUAUUUUCGCCACCCGUCAGUUAGCAAAGGAGGCCUUAGUAAAUGAUCAGCCUCCGUCAGAAUGGUCAUCAAAUCAAGGCUAUGUCCUCGAACCGGGUGGAGAAUACGCUCAUGCACUUUCACCGACAGGGAAAACAGCCUGGCUGUUCAUCGAGGUUCGGCCACUAUACAUGUGUUACAUACCGCUAGAACAAGAAUUGCAGGACACAAGGGGGGGUUCUUCGUCAUUACAUCUCGGAACUUCGCCUUUCAACCCUAUUAGUCUUGACCACGCUGAUGACGGCAUACUAUCCAUUCCCUCAUCGCCAUCCAACCUCUUGCAUCCCUCCAUUCACCAACCUCGUGCCAUUUUUGACAGCCCUUUUUCUCCUAUCCCUUCUAAUCCAGACGAGGCAGGUGCAUUUGUUUACCUGGUUCUUCAGCUUAAAACCAUUCCCUAUACUCCACCCAUUUUGACGGUCGAGGCAGUUGCAUAUGAAAUGGACGUAGCUAACAGAUUCGGCAUCAGGCUCUUGGAAGAAUUUGGUGGGCCUGGGGCAUUGUUUGAACCAAUAUUUCGAGAGGAUGGUUGUUUUCAAGGUGUCUUGGAGCAACGUACUCGUGACGAAGGACUAACCGUCUGGGUGGAGAAGAGAGCUGUAGUAAUAGGGGAUGAGAGCCUGGAUUUCGAUUUGGUUUCUGACCAUGGAUCAGUUCAGCUGAAUAGAAUGCAUCAGGAUAUAGAGCAUCGAAGUCCUACAUCAUCGUCAUUUGCUUCUCCUUCUGCUGUGACGGUAGAACGCAAACGAGGGGAACCUCAAGAUGGAUUUAAUUCAACAGGACGACUCACUGCUACAACAAAAGCACAGGACCAAGCAAAGGUCAUGCGUUUAAACUUGGAUGACGAAGAUCAUGCAGUAAACUUAUUAUCUGAUAAGGCAGCUGAUUUAGCUGUUAGGUACAAGGUCAUUAAGAAUAUUGACUACAAUCCUAAAAGCGUAACUGGAUCGGAGAAGCUUAAAACUCGCACUAUCAUCGACACUUCUGAGGAUCUUUCAAUAGCACUAGUCAGUGCUCGAGUAGAAUUUUACGGCUUAUUAGCAAACCUAGACAAAAAAGCAGUCGAGAUCAAAGAUAAUCUUGAUGCCGCGUCAAAGGAGACGAAAAAAGAAAGAACCAUUGAGGCGUGUUCUCGAUCUAAUCCAGCAUUAGUCCUGCUGCGGAUCCAGGUUGAGGAUAGUCAAGAGUAAUAAUAUAGAUUGUAAUAACAAUAAUAUAUAGUGGAAUCACA
Lobosporangium transversale is the source of this 1846-nucleotide messenger RNA. RefSeq lists its product as hypothetical. The coding region runs from base 84 to 1805 and encodes 573 amino acids. The transcript has a single exon. The record is from RefSeq and is a predicted model, not a curated record. Lineage: Eukaryota; Fungi; Mortierellomycota; Mortierellomycetes; Mortierellales; Mortierellaceae.